Molecule: messenger RNA, 963 nt
Organism: Debaryomyces hansenii CBS767
Lineage: Eukaryota; Fungi; Ascomycota; Pichiomycetes; Serinales; Debaryomycetaceae
Product: DEHA2D03520p
Exons: 1
Coding region: 1-963 (320 amino acids)
Biological process (GO): L-citrulline biosynthetic process
Cellular component (GO): mitochondrion
Molecular function (GO): amino acid binding; ornithine carbamoyltransferase activity
Source: RefSeq, a predicted model, not a curated record
AUGUCCCCUCGUCAUUUAGUAAGCAUCCAGGAUUUACUGGUCCAAGAAUUAGAGUCUUUAGUUGAACAAGCUACAAAUUUCAAAGCACAAUAUAAAUCUAACGAGAAUGCUCAAGAAAACCACAAUAAGUUAUUAGGAAAGGUGAUCGCAUUAUUGUUUUCCAAGAGAUCUACCAGAACAAGAAUCAGCACAGAAGGAGCAGCAGCAUUUUUUGGUGCCCAUGCUAUGUUUUUGGGUAAGGACGAUAUUCAGUUAGGUGUUAAUGAAUCGUUGUACGACACAACCAGAGUCAUCUCGUCAAUGACAUCAUGUAUUUUUGCCAGGGUUAACAAACACCAGGAAAUAUUAGAUUUGUGCAAGGAUUCAUCCGUGCCAAUAAUUAACUCAUUGUGUGAUAGAUAUCAUCCGUUGCAAGCCAUAACUGAUAUUUUGUCGAUAAAGGAAUCGUUCAAUGGUAACAUAAAAGGGUUGAAAUUGGCUUGGAUAGGAGAUGCAAACAACGUUAUUAACGAUUUGAGCAUUGCAGCUUUGAAGCUGGGUAUGAAUGUGAGCAUUGCCAUUCCAGGUUCAAUAAGCUUUGAUUCUCUCAUAGCCGAUAAAGCUAACCAAAUAGCUAAAGAAUUGAACGUUAGUUUUGAGAUCGUUAAUGAACCAGCAAAAGCUUUGAAUGGCGCCAAUGUCAUAGUAACAGAUACAUGGAUAUCUAUGGGAGAAGAGGCAGAAAAGCAAAACAAAUUGAAACAGUUCAAUGAUUUCCAAAUCACUAAGGACCUAAUUUCAAGGGGAAAUGUGAAUUCUGAUUGGAGGUUCAUGCAUUGUUUACCAAGACAUCAAGAAGAGGUAGACGACGAGAUUUUCUAUAGUGAUAACUCAAUUGUUUUUGAAGAAGCGGAAAACAGAUUAUAUGCUGCAAUGGCAGUCAUUGAUGAAUUCGUUGUUGGGAAUAAGACUGUAUCAAAAUAA